AUGAGACCCCCAGAUGGAUACCCAGGGUCUGCGGGUGACUACAGUCGCUAUGGACAUGCAACUUCCCAGUUUCCUUCAUUCGACGAUUCAAGUCGCACACCACAUGGCUACCCAAUGCAGGCACCACCCCGCAAUUCAGAAGUCGUCGCAAGACCUUCAAUCGAGAGACCCUGGUAUGACGUUCGUGUCUGGUCAUUACGAAGAAAAUUGAUCGUAGCAGCUUGCGUUGUGGUUAUCAUAAUAGCAGUGGUUGUGGGGGCGGUUGAGGGGACCAAGGCAGCAGCAUACCCGAACUACUCCCAAUUAAAUUAUACGCUCAAGGAUACAUUUUCAGGGUCAUCCUUCUUCGACAACUUCGAAUACUAUUCAACAACUGAUCCAACCAAUGGAUUUGUCCAAUAUGUCAACUCAGAGACUGCAUCGCAGAUGAAUUUGACGUAUGCCUCUGAAUCAUCUGCUGUGAUCAGGGUUGAUACAAGCACACAAAACCAGACAAACGGCCGCAGCUCUGUUCGUAUUACAUCCACCAAUACAUAUGACAGUGGUUUGUUCAUCUUUGAUGUCGCCCAUACACCGUAUGGCUGUGCGACCUGGCCCGCACUGUGGCUUACCGACCCAAAUAAUUGGCCCGCGCACGGGGAAAUCGAUGUGAUAGAAUCAAACAAUAACGGUACCAACGGCAAUUCAAUGACACUACAUACAAGUAGUGGAUGCAAAAUGAACGUCCGAAGAAAGGAAACUGGAACUGCGCAGUACACCAAUUGUCUUAAUACUGCAAAUGACAACGCGGGCUGUGGCGUUGAAGGGAAAAAAGCGACUUACGGCGAAACCUUCAAUGAUAAUGGCGGAGGAGUAUACGCAAUGGAGCUACGCGACGCGGGUAUUCGUAUGUGGAUGUUCUCGCGCGACGACAUCCCAUCCGACAUUUCAAACACGACCAGUACCCCUGACCCAUCUACCUGGGGUGAAGCUUUGGCGGACUUUCCAAGCACAGGGUGUGAUAUCGGUUCGCAUUUCAAGAACCAAAGCAUCAUCGCAAAUAUCGACAUUUGCGGUGACCUCGCCGGUGCAUCGUCCUAUUACAAAAAGCUUUAUCAAUGCCCAGAUUCAUGCGAAAAGUAUGCAGCAGAGAAUGGGGCUGCCUUCGAAGAUGCUUACUGGGAGUUUAAGAGCUUCAAAGUGUACACUACGUCUUAG
This is a messenger RNA of Penicillium cosmopolitanum, 1197 nucleotides long. Its product is annotated as glycoside hydrolase family 16 protein. The coding region runs from base 1 to 1197 and encodes 398 amino acids. The record is from RefSeq and is a predicted model, not a curated record. Lineage: Eukaryota; Fungi; Ascomycota; Eurotiomycetes; Eurotiales; Aspergillaceae. Gene Ontology annotation, biological process: glucan catabolic process. The transcript is spliced from 2 exons. Gene Ontology annotation, molecular function: hydrolase activity, hydrolyzing O-glycosyl compounds.